UAUAUCUGAGUGGUCAAGGUCACGUUGAACUCUGCGUGUCUUUCCUCUGUAAAGUUUGAUAGGUUAUUAAUUUUUUUUAACGCGUGGUUUGUUUCCGCGUAAAAUUUUUUCCUCAUGGACACCAAAGUUGAAUGACGUUUGUUGUAUAUUCUUCGCUGUUGCCAAGCCCAAAUGAAGGAUGACUAGCACUAAUUCAGUAUUCGCAAACAUAUUUUUUCGCUCUUCAAGCACUAGUUCCACACUUACUGCAUUUCCAAAGUAACGGGCAUAUCCAACACACUAUAUAACUACUGCCGGCAUAAUUACAAAUGUUAAGCAGAGCUAAUUACUAUUUACGGUAUCAUACUUUCGAAAUUCAUUGAGUUUACUAGUUCCUUAUUUGGAAUAUUUUGUGUGAAAAUAGAUAAUAAAAUUCUACUGUAAAUCAGUCAAGGUCCACGGCCAGCAUCCUGCAAAUAAAUAAAAUUUAAGAUUAGUUAAGGUAUAUAUGUGCUCAUAAAAUUUUUAAGUUACAUUUAGAAAGGUGAACUUACAUAAUUACCACUGUCCCCUCCUAAGUUGUUUCUUUGAGUUGCCUAAGAAAAACUGCUAUUACAUAGAAUAAUAAUUAUCAUUACAUAAAAAUAUUGUUCUUUCACAUUGGUAUUCUUUUUCCCACACACUUCUAUUUAUUAUUCUCUCUUUUGAACGUCUCGUUACCCUCCCUGGCUUGGUGUGCUUUAUAGGGUGUGACAACUCAAACUGCUGCACUUCUGUAUAGAGUUCUAUGUUGAAACUAGUCGAUCAUUAUUAUUACAUGUUGAAUAAACCAUAGUUUAGAAUUAAGUAGGUGUUUCGUAAUAUUCCCCGACUUCCUUACUUCUCCAUACGCCUCUGGGCGUGACCUUUCAAGUUUCGAAAGUAACACUUGGUGGUUUUUCCAUCAAAGCUCCAAUCUCCUUUGCCUACAUGAGUUUGCUAGGGAACUCCACUUUAAUUACGGCUAUAUGAAUAAUUUUUUCACAAAUGAAAUGUGCAUCGGAUUAUCUUAUGGAAAGUAUAAGGCACAAUACUGGACUUAGUCAUAGUCCUCUGACUUGUAAACUUCAAGCCCAUUUCAGGUUUCUAAACAUUGUGCAUCAUAACUUCUAAAGCUAACCGUCUCCGCUAUGGAGAGUGAUGAUUAAUUAAGUGAGCUCACUAAUAUCUCCUUAUAAUUAUAGUUUCUUAAAGAUGCUUCUAACAUCUGCAAGUGUCAACUGGGAUGCCCAGUGUGUAGUCGUCGUCGGCUGAAUGGUUUGUUUACCAUCAAGACUUGCUGUUGCUACUCACAAUGUUUAAGAUCUUCAUUGGCAGUUUGACGAGUUCCAUUGUCACAUCUUGAAAUUAAUGACUAAUUUUAGGUACUUACCUAGCACUUUCUUAUUAAGAGUCCGUGACUCAUUGUCAGCCUCGUUAGAAGGUAAUCUAAAUGUCACAGUUACUGUAACUGGCUGGAAACCAUUUUCGGUUUUGUGCCAGUAGGAGAGAAAGAAUUGAAGUUGGGGGCGUUCAAAGUACUGAAAAUGAAUGACAUCUAAUUAUACUGACACUUUGGAAUCAGUUUGAUGAAGUCAUCUACUAGAUUCAUAUCUCGAUAUUGCAGUUCAAUGCAACCGACUUCGUUGACAGCUUAUUUGACAUCACUAGUUAUGAAGAAACUCCUUAUCGUUCUUCUUACCACCCACCGAUAUUCAGUCUGGCCACUGUCGGCAGUGUUAGGAAAUGUAUAUUAUGCAUCAGACUUCUAGUACUACGUUAAAAUAAUCGCGUUGUCUUCCCCAAAGCUCUUUAUAUUGGAUCUGUGUUUCAGAGUCCAACAUAAUUUGGUGGUCGUAGUAUGCAAAACUGAACGGAUAUUUGCUAAUAUUUAGCAUGAAUUGAAUGGAUAUUUCAAGGAGGAAAACUACUGCUGUCUUCUAGAAAUGCAGUGGUUGAAAUUGGCGGGAUUAUUCAUUGUUUUCUAGUUAGUAAACAAUUUUGCAACAUUAAUGACCUUUUAUAUGCGUUGGUCGCUGUGCUCGCUUUAAACUCGUUUACGAACCAGAUUUGCCUUCAUAUAUGUUGUUUAAUAUAUAUUUUUCUCUUGCAUCUAUUUUUGAUUUUCCACUUCUCGUUUUCCAUCCGAUAGUGAAGAACAAAUGCUACAGGAUACACUUUCAAUUAUUUGUAUAUCCUUUUUUACGGCAUUUUUGGGAGAAGGCUUGACUUGGCUUUUUGUAUACAGGACUGAAAAGUACCAGAAGUUAAAGGCUGAAGUAGACAAACAAUCAAAACGUUUGGAAAAGCAACGGGAUGUUACGGAGUCAGCUAUUGAUCGUACAGCUAAAAAGCGUUUAGAAAAACAAGAAGAACGAUUCAAAAACAUUAAUCGAGAGUUGUCCUUAGUUAAAAUGAAAUCUAUGUUCGCAGUUGGACUUAUAUUCACUUCAUUAUUCAAUGUAUUUAGUAGUCUGUUUGAUGGUCGUGUUGUAGCUAAAUUGCCCUUUGUCCCGUUAUCAUGGAUCCAAGGAUUAUCGCAUCGAAAUCUUCCGGGAAAUGAUUUCACAGAUGGUUCUUUCGUUUUCGUGUACAUUUUAUGCACUAUGUCAAUUCGACAGAACGUGCAAAAAAUACUUGGGUUCGCUCCUGCUCGUUCGUUCAAUAAACAGUCUACCGGAUUUCCCCAAAGUUAGCUGUGGCGGUAGUCAACAAAAAAUGGAACACUUCCUCCACUGUACACUAUAAUUUAUCCGUCUGCAAUAAGAGAACUACUUUAAUAAUUUGACUUUAGCUGUAUUUUUAUUAUUUAUAUGUAAUAUUUAAUUUAGCCAAUUAAACUUGGUAUGAGUAAUUAAAUGUGAAGUUGUGUACUCAUUAUUUCCUUCUCUCUUCUAAUUAUAAUGAUGUUUGCUAUCGUUCAAGCCCAAUAAAAAAAGGUUAAUUAAGCCUGCGUUAAUGAUACGUUACAUAAAGCCAAAACCCAGUGACCUUCAACAUAAAUGAAAAGCAU
Trichobilharzia szidati is the source of this 3010-nucleotide messenger RNA. NCBI's taxonomy places the organism in Eukaryota, Metazoa, Platyhelminthes, Trematoda, Strigeidida, Schistosomatidae. The record is from the annotation of a GenBank genome assembly.